This is a messenger RNA of Brenthis ino (lesser marbled fritillary), 363 nucleotides long. NCBI's taxonomy places the organism in Eukaryota, Metazoa, Arthropoda, Insecta, Lepidoptera, Nymphalidae. The record is from the annotation of a GenBank genome assembly.
AUGGUACUUUUCGCCCUCCUCUCCGUGGCCGCGGCCAGGCCCAAACCAGGCUAUCUCGGAGGAUGGGACUCUGGUUUAGAUAUUGGACACGGAGCACUGACGCUGGAGCACGCGCCCGUGCUGCAGGCCGCGCCGGUUAUCCACGCCGCGCCCGUCGUGCACGCCGCCCCCGUCGCCGUCGCUAAGGCAGCCACCAGCUACUCCUCCUUCCAACGGGUGAUCCACCCAGUAGCGCAUCACGUAGUGGCACAGCCCGUGGUCCAUGCGGCCCCCGUGAUCCAUGCGGCGCCCGUGGUCCAUACGGUCGCCCAGCCCAUCAUCUCGCAUGGCUCCAUCGGCGGCUACGGCUACGGCCACGGAUGG